Xiphias gladius (swordfish) is the source of this 1983-nucleotide messenger RNA. RefSeq names its product acyl-CoA thioesterase 7 (gene acot7). The record is from RefSeq and is a predicted model, not a curated record. Gene Ontology annotation, cellular component: extracellular exosome; nucleoplasm; cytosol. Gene Ontology annotation, biological process: palmitic acid biosynthetic process; acyl-CoA metabolic process. The transcript has 10 exons. NCBI's taxonomy places the organism in Eukaryota, Metazoa, Chordata, Actinopteri, Istiophoriformes, Xiphiidae. Gene Ontology annotation, molecular function: long-chain fatty acyl-CoA binding. Bases 391 to 1560 code for a protein of 389 amino acids.
UCUAUUUCAGUUUUCAGUUACCACGUCUUUCCCGUUUGCUUUUUCGAAAGGCACCGGUCCCAACAUGUAGUCUAAGCUAAAUGUCUGUUGGUUGGUUUAAUUCAAAAUGUAAUUUAAGCUUUGCCCACUUUGAAAGGACUUUUUUUUUCCUUUUUUUGCGAAACAAUUGCGCUACAUCGCACAAAGCACCAUUUUAGCAUUCGUGUGAAGUCUUAAGUAAUAUCCGUCCGGAUGAUUCAUUUGUCUGAGAGACCGUGACCAGAGCGGCCGGCGGACACCGAAGGAGCCCGAUUUCCCUUCCCAUCACACAGGAAUCUCGCUGCAACACGAGACCAGCAAACCCGAGAGCUUAUCACCACCACCACCACCACCAGCGUCAUCACCAUCAUCAUGUCGGUACCGCAGGCUCGCGCGGCAGCAUCCUCCCUUCAGUUAUGCAGGCCUCAGAGCAGAAAGGCAGUUGAUGAAGUGGAUAAGACGACAGCGGUGGUGGAGAAACGUCAAGCGAGUCAAAGUCAGCAAGUCAGCAGAGAUGUCAGAGAAAGUGGGGAGGCUGGAGCUGAGCAGGGCAGCAAAUACCAACUCAGCAGGAUCAUGCGGCCAGACGAUGCCAACAUCGUUGGCAACGUCCACGGCGGCAUCGUCCUCAAGAUGAUUGAGGAAGCUGGAUGCAUCGUCGGUACGCGACACUGCAACACACAGAACGGGGAACGCUGUUUGGCAGUUCUGGUUCGGGUGGAGAAGACCGAGUUCCUGUCCCCCGUGUUCAUCGGUGAGGUCGCCCACGUCACGGCUGAGAUCACGUACACUUCCAAGCACUCACUGGAGGUGCAGGUCAAAGUCAUGGCUGAGAACAUCCUCACAGGUGCCAAAAAGCUGGCCAACAAGGCAGCGCUGUGGUAUGUCCCCUGCUCUCUGAAGAAUGUCGACAAGAUUAUGGAUGUGCCGCCCAUCAAGUAUGCCAGUGCAGAGCAAGGGGAGGAGGGCAGGAAGCGCUACGAGGCUCAGAAGAUGGACAGACUGGAGACCAAAGCAAGGAUUGAAGAGGUGGUGUCACCUCCACCCAACCCAGAACAGCACACUGUUGGUUUCAGCCAGUCCAGUCUGAUCCAUCUGGUGGGACCUUCUGACUGCACACUACACGACUAUGUUCAUGGAGGUGUAACCAUGAAGCUGAUGGAUGAGGUCGCUGGCAUUGUGGCAGCUCGGCACUGCAACACCAACGUUGUCACUGCCUCUGUGGAUGCCAUCAAUUUCCAUCGUAAGAUCAAGAAAGGCUGUGUGGUGACGGUGACAGGGCGUCUCACAUUUGUCAGUAACAAGUCAAUGGAAAUUGAAGUGUUGGUAGAUGCUUCCUCGCUGGUGGAGACAGAAAAAGGGAAAUAUCGUGCUGUGUCUGCCUUCUUCACCUUCAUCUCCCUGGACAAGGACAAUAAGCCUCUCCCUGUUCCUCCUCUUAAGAUUGAAGGAGAGGAGGAGCAGAAACGUUCUGAGGAAGGCAAAGCGCGUUACCUCCACAACAAAGCAAAGAGACUUGCAGACAAGGAGCGCCAGGAGUGACGCCAUUGUUCACCAGAAUUUAAUGCCUGCAACAAUAUUAUAUCAACCCCACACAACACGCGUACAGAAUGAAGGAAAUAAAAACCCUCUCUCCUGUUCUGUAAUUGUAGCCUCCUCUUAAACCUAAACCUGUGAUUAUUUAUUCCUGUGCUACACACCAAAGUGUCCACAUAUAGCUCUACAUGUAUGUAAAAGUAAAAGUACAUAUUUUAAUUUUUGGGGAGAUUAUUAUUGAUGUAUGAAGACUAUUCAUGAUCACUGUCAGUGCAAAGUGACAGUCUGACUGUAUGUAUAAGUAAGAGUACUAUUUUGACUAAAGAAGAUUUUUAAGUAUGAAGACUUCAUGAUUGGUGUCAGUGCAACGUUAUAGUCUGAGCGCAAGGAAAAUGAUGAAUAAGUGGGUGAAUAAUAAUGAAUAAAAGA